Molecule: messenger RNA, 2078 nt
Organism: Drosophila ficusphila
Lineage: Eukaryota; Metazoa; Arthropoda; Insecta; Diptera; Drosophilidae
Gene: Ets96B
Product: ETV5-related protein Ets96B
Exons: 7
Coding region: 1-1932 (643 amino acids)
Biological process (GO): cell differentiation; regulation of transcription by RNA polymerase II
Cellular component (GO): nucleus
Molecular function (GO): sequence-specific DNA binding; DNA-binding transcription factor activity, RNA polymerase II-specific
Source: RefSeq, a predicted model, not a curated record
AUGGAUACAGCCAAGUUGAGCGACUACGGCGAGGCCAAGACGCACUUGGAGCAGCUGCAGCAGACGCUCACCCACCUGGAGCACCCGCACCACCCGCACCACGCGCACCACCACCUGGGGCUCUACCAUGGCGCCCUGCCCAGCACCGCGACCAUCACCACCGACUCGGUGGUUUCCUGCGUGAGCUCCACGCUCCCGGCGGUGGCCAAGGCCAUCUCCUCCUCCUCCUCCUCCUCGAGCUGCGGCGGCCUGGAUGCGGAGCGCAAGAAGUGCCUCGCCGGCGACCUGGACGCGGCUGGCCACGGCCUCAUGGAGGCCAUCUGCAUCGCCGGGCAGAAGACCUCGCCGGUUCCGCCGGCUCCUCCGCCCUGCUGCCUCUCCUUGGGCGGGAGCCCCUCCUCACCGAACCCCAUCGCCACCGCCGCCCUGAUGAACGCCUCCUCCGGAUCCGCCGGCUCCGCUGGAGCAAGUGCCUCGCUAUGCAAUGAUCUCACGCGGGAGUCCUCCUGGUAUGCGCACCACCAUCACCACCACCACCACCAUCACCACCAGCAGUUGGCGGAUGAGCUGGUCAUGUAUGCCACGCCCACUCCCGCGCCGGCCAUCGGGAAGUUCGGACUGGACACCUCCACCGAGGGUUACCUGAACGCAAGGUACAAUGUGAAUGUCAAAGGCGUGCGGCAUGAAAGAACAUCGAGUUUCUUUGACAUACCCGCUGUGACGCACCCACACUCGCAUCCGCAUCCGCACUCGCACCCGCAUCCGCAUCCGCACCCGUACUGCUACAGAUUUCCAUCAUCGCCACCCGCGGGCAUUCUAAAAAAGAGCGACGAAGCUGCUGCCGCCGCCGCUGCUGCAGCCGCAGCAGUCUACUGCAGCGACGUGUCCUCCGGCCAGCACUUCCAGCACCACACGAAGAUCGAGCACGCGGACUCCACCACGACGGCGGCCCAGCAGCAGCAGCAGCAACAACAGCAGCAGCAGCAGCAACAGCAGCAGCAGCAGCAGCAACACCAGCAGCAGCAACACCAGCAGCAGCAGCAACAGCUGCAGCACGCUGCUGCACUGCACCCGCACCACCACCACCACCACCACGGACACCACCACCAGCAGACGGAGCAGCAGGCGCUCACCCACCUGACACCGCUCCACACCUCGGCCUUCAAGUUCAGCCACACGGCGGUCAUAUCUAGUUCGGCGGUAUAUGCCACGCCCUCCCACUACGCCCACCAGCAGCAGUCGCAGUCGCAGUCCGUCUACCGGGAUCUCUCGCCCACCUCCUUGGCGGCGGUCAGCGAUGCGGACCUGAAGUAUGACAGCGGUCCCUACAACGCCACCAUCUCCUCCACGUAUCCUUCUGCGUUGCGGCCCAACGUGGUGGACUCCACCACCUCCAGCGAUGCGGAGCUGCGGCUGGACCAGUUCUACGCCAGCAACGGCAUCUCCACCAGCAGCAGCGGCCAGGCGAUCAGCCAGCGGAGGGGCUCCCUGCAGCUCUGGCAGUUCCUGGUGGCCCUCCUGGACGAACCCACCACCAGUGCCAGCUGCAUCGCCUGGACAGGAAGGGGCAUGGAGUUUAAGCUGAUCGAGCCGGAGGAGGUGGCCCGUCGCUGGGGCCUGCAGAAGAACCGGCCGGCAAUGAACUACGACAAGUUGUCCCGCAGCCUGCGCUACUACUACGAGAAGGGCAUCAUGCAGAAGGUGAACGGCGAGCGGUACGUCUAUCGGUUCGUCUGCGAUCCGGACGCCCUCUUCAACAUGGCCUACGGUCACCUGACCACCGGAUCGGGAGCCGGAUCAGGGAAGGGGGAGCAGCACCAGUUGACCCUGUCGCUGGCCAAGACGCCUCCAACUUCCGGCGAGUCGCAGACGCAAUCCCCUCGCGUGGCCAAGUCGGAGUACUACGAUGCCGCCGGGUUGCAUAAAUAUUAGCUAUGUGUGUCCAAGUCUGUGUGUAUCCAUAUGUGGGCGGAGCGUGGGAAUGCGGCCGAGUGGGCGUGGCCGGGUCCCGUGUACAUUGUGUAAUCUAGUUGCGUGUGUAUGUGCGUGGGGUCACGAAUUUGAAAUGAAGGUUUCGU